AGCGGUAGAAAAUGAAUGAAUGCAGAAAACAAUGUCAAAUAAUUAUAAUGUUCUUAAGCCCCCCUAAAUAAUUUGAUAUUUUUAUUGAUUUUUUUACCAAAAAACCUGACAAAUUUCAUAUAAUAGGGCCCCCCUAAAAUGUUCUUAAUCCCCCCUAAAUAAUUUGAUAUUUUUAUUGAUUUUUUUACCAAAAAACCUGACAAAUUUCAUAUAAUAGGGCCCCCCUAAAAUGUUCUUAAGCCCCCCUAAAUAAUUUGAUAUUUUUUAUUUGUUUUUUUAACCAAAAAAAUCUGACAAAUUUCAUAUAAUAGGACCCCCCUAAAAUGUUCUUAAGACCCCCUAAAUAAUUUGAUAUUUUUUAUUGAUUUUUUUACCCAAAAAAUCUGACAAAUUUUAUAUAAUAGGACCCCCCUAAAAUGUUCUUAAGCCCCCCUAAAUAAUUUGAUAUUUUUUAUUGAUUUUUUUUUUUACAAAAAACAUCUCUGACAAAUUUCAUAUAAUAGUGCCCCCUAAAUAAUUAGAUAUUUUUAUUGAUUUUUUACCAAAAAAUCUCUGACAAAUUUCAUAUAAUAGGGCCCCCCUAAAAUGUUCUUAAGACCCCCUAAAUAAUUUGAUAUCUUUUAUUGAUGUUUUUUUUAGAAAAUCAAUGAAUAAAUGCAGAAAACAAUGUCUAAUAAUAAUAAUAAUAAAGGAAAAAUGGAAUAUAAAUAGUCAAAUGACUCGUCAACUAAAAAUAAUUUAGGGGUGUCCCAACUUUUUCACUUCCAAUAAGAUACCGAUAUUUCAGACUUGAAAAUCAUCCGAUAUCGAUAUCAAUCAAUGAGCACGGUAUCCAUACAUACCCUACCUACCACAUGAUGACUUGUGUGAUAAAUAUACAUGUAGUACCUGGAUUGUCAGAUUUGUGGCUACGCUAUAAUACAUGCUGUCUACCAGGGUUACCCAAACAACGUAAUGGUCUUCAAACUGUCCUUCUAUUCCCCGUAAAUUGCACACAUACUUUGUGUCAUUUUCCCGCUCUGACUAACUUCGCUUUGCCCUUGUCUAAAAUGUCCUCCUCAGUCAGCGACAGUUGUUACAAGAACUUGGCCGAGGACAGAAGCGGCGUCAAUUUGAAGGACCUGGUCCACGAUCCAUCACUGUUAGGCGGAGUCAUCACAGCCUAUAAAAUAGUUCCGGAUGAGAUCGAUGAAAUCAAGGACACUCUUUUGGAGUGGUGCGAUGAACAGGAGCUUAAUCUCAUUCUCACAACUGGAGGAACUGGAUUCGCACCCAGAGAUGUUACACCAGAGGCGACCAGAGAGGUGAUCGAGAGAGAGGCUCCAGGCAUGGCUCUGGCCAUGCUGAUGGGAUCCCUUAACGUCACACCACUUGGCAUGCUCUCCAGGCCCGUGUGCGGUAUCCGUGGUAAAACUCUCAUCAUCAACCUGCCAGGAAGCAAGAAAGGAUCUCAGGAGUGUUUUCAGUUCAUCCUUCCGGCGCUGCCCCACGCCAUCGAUCUGCUCCGCGAGGCCACGGUCAGGGUCAAAUCCGUGCACGCCGCACUCGAGCAGCUACCCUCUCCGUCCUCCCUGCUGGCCAACGCGCACACCAACACGCACGCCCACUCGCACACCAUGGAGCGUGGCACCCAGUGUGAAGAGGAGGACAACGACGAGGAAGAGCGGCGGAGAGGUCGACAUGCGCACCAUCACCAUCAUCACCAUCACCAGCAUGGUUCUUCCCACAUCACCGCGGCUGCUAUUGCCGCAAAGACAAGCCAUGCUGUGGUCAUGGCUAAAGGGGGUCCCCAUCUGCCCGGCAACACACCUGCCCCUCCCACUCAUUUCACCUGCUCCUGUAGCCAUGAACAACAGAUUCCGGACUCGAUCAUUUCUCGAGGUGUUCAGGUGCUUCCUCGAGAUUCUGCCUCUUUGAGCUCCACCCCUUCUGAGUCACCACGGGCCACACAGGCGACCUCCCGCCUUUCCACUGCAUCGUGCCCGACACCCAAGGUCCAGUCCCGAUGUGGCAGCAAUGAGAACAUUCUCCGAGCCAGCCACAGUGCGGUGGACAUCAGCAAAGUGGCGCGCCGCCAUCGCAUGUCCCCGUUUCCAUUGACAUCAAUGGACAAAGCCUUCAUCACUGUUCUGGAGAUGACUCCCAUUCUAGGAAUCGAGGUCAUUAACUACAGAGAUGGUUUGGGUCGAGUGCUCGCUCAGGACAUCUAUGCCAAAGACAACCUUCCUCCAUUUCCAGCCUCUGUUAAAGAUGGCUAUGCUGUACGAGCUGCUGAUGGCCCCGGAGAUCGCUUCAUCAUGGGAGAAUCACAGGCUGGACAGCAGCCCACCCACACAGUGAUGCCAGGCCAAGUGAUGCGAGUGACCACCGGCGCUCCCAUCCCUUGUGGUGCUGAUGCUGUCGUCCAAGUGGAAGAUACAGAACUACUGAGGGAGUCUGAAGAUGGCACAGAAGAGUUAGAAGUGAGGAUUAUGGUUCAGGCUCGACCUGGGCAGGACAUCAGGCCAAUAGGUCACGACAUCAGACGGGGGGAGUGCGUGUUAGCCAAAGGAACACACAUGGGCCCAUCAGAGAUUGGUCUGCUGGCCACGGUGGGAGUGACUGACGUCAGCGUGCACAAGUUCCCAGUGGUGGCUGUGAUGUCCACUGGUAAUGAGCUGCUGAAUCCAGAGGAUGACCUCCACCCUGGCAAGAUCAGAGACUCCAACCGCUCCACUCUGCUGGCCACCAUCCAGGAACAUGGAUACCCAACUAUCAACCUGGGCAUUGUUGGAGACAACCCCGAUGACCUGCUCUCGGCUCUCCAUGAGGGGAUCAGUCGGGCUGAUGUCAUCAUCACCUCGGGGGGCGUGUCCAUGGGAGAGAAGGACUACCUGAAGCAGGUUCUGGACAUCGAUCUUCAUGCUCAGAUCCACUUUGGGCGCGUCUUCAUGAAGCCGGGUCUUCCUACUACCUUUGCCACUGUUGACAUUGAUGGAGCACGGAAACUCAUCUUUGCUCUGCCAGGUAACCCAGUGUCUGCAGUGGUGACAUGCAAUCUAUUUGUGAUUCCUGCACUGAGGAAGAUGCAAGGCAUUCUAGACCCCAGACCUACGAUUAUUAAAGCCAGGCUUUCAUGUGAUGUGAAGCUGGAUCCGAGACCGGAGUACCAUCGCUGUAUUCUCACCUGGCAUCACCAAGAACCACUGCCUUGGGCCCAAAGCACAGGUAACCAGGUGUCCAGCAGGCUAAUGUCGAUGCGCAGCGCCAACGGCCUCCUGAUGUUGCCUCCUAAAACAGAGCAGUAUGUGGAACUGCACAAGGGGGAAGUCGUGGACGUCAUGGUCAUCGGACGACUAUGAUGCAGGUACUUUUUACUACAGAUUUUCACUUGUGACGGUGGUGCUCGGACCUCCUCGGGGGCAAGAAUUAAAGCAUGUCUACCUGGCCGCUAUUAGCUGUGAUGUCAUAUGCAACAGCCAAUUGGAGCCAGCAGAGGCUGAAUUCUCAUAUGUCUGCAUUGAGAAACAACAAAAAAAAACAAAAAAAAAAUCAUUGUAUUUCAAUGAAAAAAAUAUAAAUAUGAAAUUUAUUCUGUAAUAUGAUAUAAUUCUCCUGAUUAGAAUGAUUAUUAAUAUUCUUACUUCAUAUUCUAUUAUUAUUAUUAUCAUUAUUUUGGUAUUGAUCAUGUUGGUAGUACUCACGUUCUCAUAUUUCCCGUUCAUUUACAUUGUGCAUUUUUCCUUAAUAGAUAUAUAUAGAUAUAGAAUUAUUUUUUUGUCAUAAUCCAUAUAUGUAGAUACCCCCCCCUCUCGCUUAAUCCAACGACCCUUGCGAUUUUUUUUUUUUUUUUUUUUUUUUUUUUUUACCCCCUUCCAAGCAAGAACUGCUUUUUAUUACACGCUACAAGUCAUGCCGACUAUCCUCAAUGAAAGCCAUGCAAAUACUGUUUUUAAGGAAGUCCAUUUUAUUUAUAUAUAUAUAAAUAUAUAUAUAGCGGCAAAUUUACAGCAUCGAUUUAUGUCCAGGCACUUUACACCUGAAGAAGGUGGAGAAACGCAAAUGGAUGUCCAAAGAUUUAAGGUCAAUCUAAUAUUAGCAAAGCCUUACCGGAAUGACAUUAAACAUUAAAAUAGAUACUUUUCCAAGUUUAAAAAAAAAAAAAAAAAUUGGACAGAUGUUAUAUUUCCUGUUCCGGGGUCACCUGCUUGUAGCAUGUGGAAUAUUUUUGAUAAAUUCCACUUUUAUUAUUGAAUAAUUAAGAUUAUUUAUAUUACUAGGGGUGUAACGGUACAUUUGUCAACAGGUCUUUCCGUACAGAUGUUUUGCUAUAUCCCGAUUCCAUGAACUAGUCUUGUGGAGUUCCUUAAAUACCGUGCAACCCGGGAUUUGGUUUAGCGAUAGUGCCAAGGACAAUCCCGAGCCUGGAAGCCAUCUUGUUCUGUUCGGGAACACUUUUCCGUGAAAAAGGUGCCGGUGUUGUUCGAUAAAGAUAAGGAACCCAAUGAUUGCAAAUUUAGACAAUAAUUGUUUAAAUUCUUACAAAUGCAUCUUUGCACUUUCCUCGCACUUUUGUAGCUUUUUAUUGUGCCCUAGCAUAUUCUAGAAUAACCUAUACAUUCGUAUUCUAUGUCGCUUAUACUCACUAGGGUCGCAUAUAUGGUGGCCAGCCAAUCACAGGGCACAUAUAGACAAACAACCAUUCACACUCACAUUCAUACCUAUGGACAAUUUGGAGUGGCUAAUUAACCUAGCAUGUUUUUGGAAUUGUGGGAGGAAACCGGAGUACCCGGAGAAAACCCACGCAUGCACGGGGAGAACAUGAGCCGAGAAUCGAACCCAGGUUUUCCUGACUGCGUGGCUUACAUGCUAACCACUCGGCACCGUGCCAUGCUAACCAUUCGGCCAUUCUAAAACAAAAAGCUAAGAUGUGACAUUUUGACCUUCAUUGGAUUAGUUAGAAUAUCUUUUAAUGCAAAAUUGAUUAUUCGUAAUUUUUUUUUAAAUUUUUUGUAGAUAUAUUUUGUUAUGAGAAUUAAAAAUUAAUAAAAAAUAAAAUUACAAUAUUGGAGAAUUACUUUUUUUAUGUUUCAUUAAAAAAAAAUUAAGCUGCUUACAGGUUCAUAUUUAGCAUUUUGAACCGAAUUGUGGCUGCACGGUGGUCGAGUGGUUAGUGCGCAGGCCUCACAGCUAGGAGACCCGAGUUCAAGUCCACGCUCGGGCAUCUCUGUGUGGAGUUUGCAUGUUCUCCCCAUCCGGGUACUCCGGUUUCGUCCGCCAUUCCAAAAACAUGCUAGGUUAAUUGCCGAUUGAAACGGUGUACCGAGUGGUUAGUGCACAGGCCACACAGAUAGGAGACCCGAGUUCGAUUCCACCCUCGGGCAUCUCUGUGUGGAGUUUGCAUGUUCUCCCCAUCCGGGUACUCCGGUUUCCUCCCACAUUCCAAAAACAUGCUAGGUUAAUUAGCCACUCCAAAUUGUCCAUAGGUAUGAAUGUGAGUGUGAAUGGUUGUUUGUCUAUAUGUGCCCUGUGAUUGGCUGGCCACCAGUCCAGGGUGUACCCCGCCCGAAGACAGCUGUAAUAGGCUCCGGCACCCCUCGUGAGGAUAAGCGGUAGAAAAUGAAUGAAUGAAUGAACCGAACCGUGACCUUAAACCAAGGUAUGGAUCGAACUGUGAUUUAUGAACCGAACCGUGACCUUAAACCAAGGUAUGGAUGGAACUGUGAUUACGGCGUACCGUUACACCCCUUUUUUUAUGUGGCAAAUUUCCGUUGGAAAAUAACAUGCGGUUACCAAGGAGGCGUGGCUUCACCCACAAAUGGUCAGGGAAGAAUUAUUUAAAUGAACAUUAAAGGUGCCCUUUCCUUAAAAUAAAUGUGAUUACUUCGUGUUAGCCACUAAAACUAAAGUACUAAAAAAAUUUUUUUUUUUACUUACAUAUUUUUGUUAUGGUUUGUAUUCUUUUAUUUAAAUUAGCAAGCAGUUUUCUUUGAUGGAGACAAACAUGCAAGUACAUUCUUGUCGCGUAAAACUAUUUACGGGAAUAUAAUAAUAAUAAUAACAACAUAUUUCUUUGAAACCCAUUUCUUUUAUACAGGUCAAAUACCACGUUGUCACAAAUACAAUACAGGGCUAGUAUUUCUGAUACUGAUAUCGAUAACGUUUUACUUGAAAUUUUCCAAGCUCAUUGAAUGAUUUUGUGAUUUUUGCCUUUUUUUAUUGUGUCCAUCGGGAUUAGAACCAGAAUAAAACACAGAUCCCAGAUUUUAGGCAAACAAUUUAACAUGAUAUAAAUACAUUAU
This is a messenger RNA of Doryrhamphus excisus (bluestripe pipefish), 6281 nucleotides long. Lineage: Eukaryota; Metazoa; Chordata; Actinopteri; Syngnathiformes; Syngnathidae. The record is from RefSeq and is a predicted model, not a curated record.